Molecule: messenger RNA, 1300 nt
Organism: Sphaeramia orbicularis (orbiculate cardinalfish)
Lineage: Eukaryota; Metazoa; Chordata; Actinopteri; Kurtiformes; Apogonidae
Product: cytochrome c-like
Exons: 3
Coding region: 328-642 (104 amino acids)
Molecular function (GO): heme binding; electron transfer activity
Source: RefSeq, a predicted model, not a curated record
CUUAUUAUUGGGAUUGCGUAACCCAACCCACCGUGUGUCCUCAGAUGCCUGCAGAAUCCAGACCCACAGGCUGGGCUUCACUGCCGGGCUGGGGCUCUGGUUCUGGGUGGGUGUGGCUCACAUAGCUGCGUCGUCAUGGGGCGUUUUAUCCGCCGUUCCCUCCUAAAAAACACGAUCGGGACUCCUCAAACCACCAGGUUAAAGUUAUUUAGACUAAUAGACAGUGAAGGUUAACAAACAUCAGCCUGGAACAGAUCAGAAGUGUUGAAGACUUUAGUAUUUUCCUCUGGAGGCAGAUCUACAGACCCGUCAGGACAGUUGCUGGUCAUGGGGGACAUCAAAAAAGGGAAAGCUACAUUUGUAAAGAAAUGUGCCCAGUGUCACACAGUGGAAGAAGGAGGGAGGCACAAGGUGGGACCCAACCUGUGGGGUCUGUUUGGGAGAAAGACCGGACAGGCCCCUGGAUACUCCUACACAAAGGCUAACAUCGAAAAGGGUAUUAUAUGGAACGAGGAGACCUUGAUGGUCUACCUUACAAACCCCAAGAAAUACAUCCCUGGAACCAAGAUGGUAUUCUCUGGAAUCAAAAAGAAAAAGGAAAAGCAGGAUCUUAUAGCCUAUUUGAAGGACUCCACCUCCUAAUGUACACACCACACAUACUGUAGCCGUGGAUAAAAAGGUGAUACUGUCAUAGAAAAUCACCGGAAUAUGUUCUCUCUUGUUUUGAGCUCAUAUCAGAUGUUAUUUAUAUGAACGGGUGCAUUUUGUUGCAGUACACCCCUGCUGCCACAUGGUUUUUUUUAUGUGUGGGAAACUGCUUUUAAUUAUCCUAUGAGUCAACUUGUGGGCUUUCCAGGUAUUUUUUAUAUUAUUUCUAAGGCCUCUUAAAGUGGCCGAGUUUUGUGGGGAUUUUCUAAAAAGUUCCAAACUUUGAGCUUUGCACAUUAUUUUGACUUAUUGCGCACAAAGUUGCUGUUUCCUUUCAGCUAAAUAAUUGAACCUUAUUUCAAUGUGGGGAUUGGGAACAUUGUUCAUUUUUCUGCUGUUUCUGAUUCUAUGUUAUAUAUUUUAUUAUUUCUUACCGUGUUUAAGUUGUACCUUAAAAUGAUUGCUUUGAAUCCAUUCUUUUUUUAUAUUACCUUUUUUUUUAGACACAGAACAGUGUAACUUUCCACUCAGUUACACAGCCAUUCUUGUGUAAUGUACUUGAAAUACUCACUAACCUGUUUGGAUAUGACAUGUUUAAGUGAAUUCCUUAAGUGAAACUAUGCACAAAUAAAUAUCUGUCCAUUUCUUCUCA